Molecule: messenger RNA, 1149 nt
Organism: Triticum aestivum (bread wheat)
Lineage: Eukaryota; Viridiplantae; Streptophyta; Magnoliopsida; Poales; Poaceae
Product: E3 ubiquitin-protein ligase EL5-like
Exons: 1
Coding region: 68-547 (159 amino acids)
Source: RefSeq, a predicted model, not a curated record
UAACUAAGCACCUCUUGACUCCCGUGCUUCCUGCCGGAGUCUCCGUUGAUAAACCACCAAGCCAUUGAUGGCCAGGCGAUGGCUCACGUCGGACGCGAGCGCGCCCCCUCCGUCGCAGCAUUCUGGGUGGGACGUGAACCGGUCGGCCGUGAAGGUUGCCAUCGUCGGCAACGUGGUCGUCGUGCUGCUCUUCUUCGUCGCCAUCGUCUGGCGCCUCUUCUUCUCGGGGAGAGCUCAAGAAGGCGCCGGCGGCGGUGGGGCGGUCAUUGCGCCCUCCUCCGGGGAGAGCUCGCCGUGCGCGUCGCCUCGGGCUAAAGGGCUCAGGAAGGAGGACCUCAUGUCGCUGCCGGUGUACGUCCACCGCGCCUCGGCGGAGGACGGCGGCAAGGUGGAGUGCGCGGUGUGCAUCUGCGAGCUCAGAGACGGCGACACCGGCCGGCGGCUGCCGAGGUGCGGGCACCGCUUCCACGCCGAGUGUGUCGACAGGUGGUUCCGCUCGCACGCUACGUGUCCACUCUGCCGCGCUCUUGUGGCGGACGGCGGCUGAUCCGGUGAGGUCGACCCUGAUCGGUGAUCCAUAAGCACUAGUGAUUUUCUUGUUCAUGUUAACCUUUUGACGAAACCAAUGUCGUUCGCUAUACCACUUCCCUAUUGACGUGUAUCCACAAGCACAUGCUCGACAUUCAGGGUGCAGAUUCUCAAAAAGAAAGAAAGACAUUCAGGGUUCAGGCCCAUCCCAAUACAUGAAGGGCCAGUUCUUUUCGCGCAAGAUUUUAUAAAAUUAAAAUUCUGAAAAACUUCCCACAGAAUCUGCUUCUCACAGAAACUGUCAUUCAACUUUUUUCUGAGAUAGCAGAUUGUGGUACGAGUUUUUUGUCACUGAAACUGUUUGCUAUACUACUUCCUUAUUGAUGUGUACCCACAAGCUCAUGUUCGACAUUCAGGGUUCAGAUUCUAAAAAGAAAGAUUCAGGGUUCAGGCCUUUCUCCACACGUCAAAUACUUUCUCUGUUUCAAAAUAUAAUGCAUAUUUUAUUUCAAAAGAAAUUUUAUACAUCUACGAAGAGACACGUAAACUUCCUGACAAUAACCCUCCUCCCCCCUCCCCCCGGCCGAAUUUCAGGCGGUAGGGCUGUCCCGCCCUUAUCUA